This is a messenger RNA of Poecilia reticulata (guppy), 6624 nucleotides long. It is a transcript of the gene ptenb, whose product is annotated as phosphatase and tensin homolog B. The record is from RefSeq and is a predicted model, not a curated record. Gene Ontology annotation, cellular component: cytosol; nucleus; plasma membrane. Gene Ontology annotation, molecular function: phosphatidylinositol-3,4,5-trisphosphate 3-phosphatase activity; inositol-1,3,4,5-tetrakisphosphate 3-phosphatase activity; protein tyrosine phosphatase activity. Gene Ontology annotation, biological process: phosphatidylinositol 3-kinase/protein kinase B signal transduction; protein dephosphorylation; cell motility. NCBI's taxonomy places the organism in Eukaryota, Metazoa, Chordata, Actinopteri, Cyprinodontiformes, Poeciliidae.
UGUCCUUCAUACUGCCGCGGACUUGACGCUCGGUGGUCGCUGCUCAGAGAUUGUUUUACUCUCCGUGUUGCUGCAUUUAAUCACUGCGUCUUUGCAGUUCUCCGAGGCCUGGAACAGUUCCCUUGGAUCUGUCCGGAGGUUAUGGUCUGCACUGGCGAGCGACGCCGCGGUUCUGUGUCUGGACGGGGGGACCUGAACAUCCGGGCCCACAGCGGGAGCAGCCCCUGAGCUGACCCAGAAAGCACCGCCGACGGCCGGGGGCUGGCUGUCCACACGCAGGACGGUUAGCAUCCGGUUGCUGCUGCGGAACCCGGAGAGAUACUCAGGCCUUUGACUGCAGUGAGAAUAUUUUUCGGAGGAUUUUUAGUGUUAUUCUAUACUUUCUGUGGAGCUUGGAGGGCUAGCGAGGAGCUAGCUCCUAGCUAGCUGUCGCCGUUAGCGCAUCUGUCCUAAGCCGACAGAGGGAUCGGGGGCUCCCAGCUCCCAACCGAGCCCUGGUGCUUGGUUAACGGACCUCUGGGAACUAUGGCUGCUAACCUAAUCAAGGAGAUUGUUAGCAGGAACAAGCGGCGGUAUCAGGAAGAUGGGUUUGACCUGGACCUCACUUAUAUCUAUCCCAACAUCAUUGCCAUGGGUUUUCCCGCUGAGCGACUUGAAGGCGUCUACAGGAACAAUAUCGAUGAUGUUGUUCGGUUCUUGGAUUCCAAGCACAAGAAUCACUAUAAGAUCUAUAACUUGUGUGCAGAGCGACACUACGACACUUCAAAGUUCAGCUGUAGAGUGGCUCAGUAUCCAUUCGAAGACCACAACCCGCCCCAGCUGGAGCUAAUCAAGCCAUUCUGUGAGGACCUGGAUCAGUGGCUUAGUGAAGAUGAGCAUCAUGUGGCUGCCAUCCACUGUAAGGCAGGAAAGGGCCGCACUGGAGUCAUGAUUUGUGCCUACUUGCUGCACCGAGGGAAGUUCCAGGAAGCUCAGGAGGCCCUAGAUUUCUAUGGAGAGGUCCGGACAAGAGACAAGAAGGGUGUGACCAUUCCCAGCCAGCGCCGCUAUGUCAUCUACUACAACUUCCUGCUCAGGAACCGGCUGCACUACAAACCUGUGGCACUGCUCUUCCACAAAAUGUUGUUUGAAACCAUCCCUAUGUUCACGGCUGGUACAUGCAACCCUCACUUUGUGGUCUACCAGCUAAAAGUGAAGAUCCACACCUACAACCCUGCUUAUACUCGCAGGGAGGACAAGCUGAUGUUGUUUGAGUUCCCUCAGCCACUACCUGUCUGCGGAGACAUCAAGGUGGAGUUCUUUCACAAGCAAAACAAGAUGAUGAAGAAGGAAAAGAUGUUCCAUUUUUGGAUCAACACAUUCUUCAUCCCAGGGCCAGAGGAGUCCUCGGACAGACUGGAGAAUGGUAGCUUCGCAACACUUCGAGAUCUUUCUGACAGAAUGUUUCAGAAUCCAGAAUUGAUGAUGGGUAGUGAGACCAGCGACAGAGACUUCUUGGUUCUGACACUUGACAAGAAUGAGUUGGAUAAAGCCAAUAAGGAUAAAGCUAACAAGAACUUCUCCCCAAACUUUAAGGUCAAACUGUUUUUCACAAAGACUGUGGAGGAAGGAGCCAACUGUGACACGUGCAGUAUGUCGACCUCAGUGACACCAGACGUCAGCGACAACGAGCCGGAUCACUAUCGCUACUCGGACACUACAGACUCAGACCCUGAGAACGAACCAUUCGAAGAUGAUCUCCAUAGUCAGAUCACAAAAGUCUGACACACACAGAGACACACACACAUAUUCAGUGUAAACGUGUACAUAAAUACACAAGGCCAGGAACACUGGAUGGAGACCAGUAUUCGACCAGACGUCUGGGCCAGAAUUGAUCUGUGGACUCUGGGUUUAAAGAGCUUGGAUCAGAUAAUGACACCAAACUUAUUUUAUCUACUCGGUGCACAACCAAACAAUCAUGGUGGGGUGAGCAGUUGAAAGUGGCUGGGGCACAGAAUGGGACAUUUUAACAGAAACCGAGUAAAACUUGAAUCUCACAAAGUCAGAGGUUUUCUUCAUUGAGAUGAACCUAACCUUUCCUAGAAUCUUCUUUCUUUCUUUCUUUCCUCCAGAAGAAUGUUUUUGUUUUGGAAACAAAAAUAUUCUAACUUUGUUUCCAUUUCUGUCCUGUCUGAGUUCCGGCUUUGGUUCUUCUCUUUAAAUUCUUGAGCAUUAAAUUCUUGUCCAAAAUCAUGUCAGCUGCUUUCCUAUUGAAAUGUUUCUUUAAAUUGAUCAUAAUCCAAUCAGGAUCAGGAUCAAAAAAGAUUUAGAUGUGAGCCCAGAUGCACAUCUGAAUUCAGAAGUUUUAAAAUUAGAGCCUCUGGUUGAGUUUGAUCCCAACGCUCUGGUAGGCAGCUUGAGGAGGUUCUGUUGAAGGAUGAAAAACAGUCUAGAUCACAGAAGGAUAUUUUAGUGUGUAGAUUUUCUGGCUAAUGGUUUAGAAUUUUUUUAAAUAGUUAGAGCAGGAAAUCUUUAAGGUUAGCUUUGGGUUCUGAUCCCAAGAUGUCCUCCUGACAUAAUGUUGUGGAUUUCCAGCUGAGCUUGAUCCAAACCUUAGUGUUGGCACAGUAUGUGUUUGGGUUUCUUAGUUCAGAAGUGUUGGAUCCCCAGGACUCUGUAAUGGUAAUAAUCUUUGGGGUUCCUUGUCUUUGUGGCGAUGUGUCGCUCAAAGGAACUUUCCAGCCCUGUUGAUGAAACCUAUUCCAAAUCAACUGGCAUUUUGUCAAUCAGCUGUUGGGAGUCUGUCAAAUCCCAGGUAUAGGAAGUGUAUUGUUUUCCUCUAGCUUCCAUCUAUCAUUAACCUAAACAGCAAACAAGCUCAUCUCGCUAACCAUCCCUGUUCCAGAUACUUCAGCCUUGUAAAUAUUCCUGAGCAUGUUCAAUCCAGCUAGAAAAGCUCUUCUGGUUGUUUGGCACCUUUCUGUUAGUUUCAUGAACUUAUCAUAUAAGCUACUUCUGGAAAUGCAAUCCAGGUUGUGAAUCCAGGUUUAGAAUGACUGGUCUGAAACUGUAAGAAGGCUGUGCCCCACCCCCCAGAGUGUCACUACAGCUCAGCUGUUUUUUUUUAAGGUUUCUGGUGCUAAAACAUUUCAGAAGGUCUAAUUAUAGAGCCUCCUAAUGGGCCAGAUUUGUCAAAUCAGAAGUGCUUCUGAUGGUUAAGGUAAGGUAAUUUUAUUUAUAUAGCACAUUUUCAACAACAAGGCAUUUCAAAGUGCUUAACUUUGAUUUUUUUCUUUUUUAUAUAUGUGUGUAAUGUCAAACCGGGAUCAUGUAAUCUAGACAUCAAGUUAAAAUUUCUCUGAAGCUACUUGGAGAUGUUCCAGUUUAGAGCCUGACUCUGGUCAGUUUUUUCCUCCCCUAGUUUUCCAUAUAUUUUUUUCCUCUUAUGUUGCAUCAGCGCUGUAACUGUUUGCUAUGCACAGUCUUCAGAUUGGUUCACACGGAAACUGACUGAGCUGGAGCGUAUCUGACAAUGAAGGACUCUUGACCCUUAGUUCAAAUCACUGGUCAUGAAACUUCUCCAUCCGAUCUAGAUCAAUCCAUGGGGUGAAAGCUGAAGCUCUGAUCAGAUAUUGGAUUGGUAGAACCUUGUAGAACAUUCUCUCUCAGGGACAGAUACAGUCUCCUCCAAAAGGGACAGCAAGGCAAACUGCUUUGUUUUUGUUGAACAAUGAAGACAUUUGGGUUUAACAUAUAGAUGUGUUAAACAAUUCAACACGUACCACCCUUUGUUUGAAUCCACUUUUUUCAAAGGAGCCAAACUAUUGGAACACGUGAUCGAAAGGUGUUCCUUGUUGACCAGGUGUUCCAAUAGUUUGGCUCCUUUGAAAAAAGUGGAUUCAAACAAAGGGUGGUACGUGUUUAACAUUGAUUAUUCAAACAUUAAAUAGCUCUGCUUGACUAGUCUUCUUUUUGGCCUAUGCUUAAACCUAUUAGCUAGAUAUAUCUUGUUGAAGAGGAUAAACCAACAUGAAGAGAAGAGAGGUGUUUAAGGGACAAAAGAAAGCCAUUUUGAAGCUGAGAAAAGAAGGGAAAUCAAUCAGGCCCAUUGGCCAAACAAUGGACAUAGCAAGCACAAUUGGAAUGUUCUGAAUAAGAAAGAAACUGAGUCAAAGACGGCAAACAGGCAGUAGCUGAAGACAGAAAUAUUGGGAGAACUGAAUAAAAAUCCUAAAACAUCAGUAAGUGUCAUCACCAACGACCCCACGGUGCAGGGCUGAACUUAUCACAAUCCACUGUUCGAAGAAGACUCCGAUAUAGAGGCUAUACCCAAAGAUGCAAACCACUUAGUAAGAAUCGCAAGGCCAGAUUGCAAUUUGCAAAGAAGUAAGAGAUGAGCCAGAAAAGUUCUGGUACACAAUCUAUAAGAUUGGUUUCAUCAGUCCAUAAGACUGAUAAAACCAAUGGGUUUCUUAGUUCAGAAGUGUUUGAUCCCCAGGACUCUGUAAUGGUAAUAAUCUUUGUGGUUCUUUGUCUCUGUGGCGAAGGAACCCCACAAAGACAUCAAAGUGAUGGAAAGGCCAAAGUUUGGAGAAAGAAAAGAACUGCUUUGAAUUCAAAACACAUAAGGUCAUCUGUGAAGGACGGUGGAGGUAAUGUCAUGGCUUGGCCGUGCAUGGCUGCUUCUGGAACAGGCUCAUUAUUUUUUUAUCGAUGUAAGUGAUGAUGGUAGCAGCAGAAUGAAUUCAGAAGUGUACAGAAACAUUUUGUCUGCCAAUUUACAUGGAAAUGCAUCCAAACUAAUUGGGAGACAUUUUAUCAUGCAGCAGGACAGUGACCCAAAACGCACAUCCAGCAAAACAAAGAACUUCAACAGAGGAAAAAAAUGCAAGGUUUUAAACUGGCCAAGUCAAUCAUCUGACCUUAACCCAAAAGAAAAUGCAUUUCACCUCCUGAAAUGUUUCAGGGGAGAAACCCUCCGAAACAAACAAGAACUGAAAGAAGCAGCGGUAAAAGCUUGGAAUAGCAUCACAAACAAAGAAUGCAACAGUUGGUGAUGUCAACAGGUCACAGGCUUGAGGCAGUCAUUACAAAUAAGAGUUAUAUCACCAAAUAUUAAAUACUAUUCUCGUUAAAUUUCUUUGUUCCUUCUGCUCACCUAAAAAUGCUGUGGUGCAACACAAAUAGUGAGAUAUUCAAAUUUACUUACCACGUCUACUUGUAAAAACCAGGAAAUAAAAGUUGACAUUCUGAACUCGUCCUGUACAUGUUUUGAUGUUAAACCCAAACAUCUUUGAAGCAAUUUGCCUUGCUGUUCCAAUACUUUAGGAGGGGACUGUAUAUUUUCUGUCCGGUGUUGGUAAGGGUUCGAUAUGUCUAAUGAAGGGUUAUGAAAACACAGAGAACUGACAACUGGGCAAAAAUUGUUAAGUUUCUGAGGGCUGUUGAAGUAGUUUUUCCAACAGUCUUCCAAAUUCCCAACCCUAUAUCAAUGAGGAAGCGUUCCAAAUUGAUUCUUGGAGCCUUAUUUCCACUCCAAAACUAAAUCUUAAUGGGUUAGGGUUAAUAUCUUAAUAGGGGAUUUGGACUUUGUAAGGGAAACUGCCUGGCACGAGGAGUUAAGGCAGAAUUAGCUAAAUAAGAACAUUGUUAAAUAAGAACCAGCUGUUCAUUUUUUUGACACGCAUCAGGUGGAUGAAUUUAUGGCCUUUCCUAAAGGUGCUGAUAUCGUAAAGUAUUUCAGUACUCAUCCUCAGCUAAGAAGCUCAAAUGUUUAGAUUUGUGAGAAGAAUUGGAACCAGUAUGGUGUUCAGUUGGAAGCAGAAUCAUCUGUCAGAACUCCCUGUAUGAAUAGCGAUGAGCUCCAAGAUAACACCUCUGCUUGUUCUGGAUCUUCAGCUCAUCUCAUUAGGUUUCAGAUGCUAAGCUGCAGCUCAUUCAGGAAGUUCACAUGUCAGAGGUGGGUUGAUUCCUGCUCUGAGAAGUGGGUUCUGGACUUUGGAAAUGGGUUUUGGGUGGGCUACAUGGAUCAGAGGAAUCAACGGUCAAAUCAACUGGGUCAGUUGACUUUAUCAGACAGACAGUAUCAUUCAUGUCUUCAAAUACAUGAUAUAUCACACUGCUCAUGUUUGAAUCAAAACUUGACCAUUCAAGUUCCAUUUCAAUCUCCAUUUAUAGCAACAAAAAACUCACUUGGAUGUUUGUGUGAUUUUGGGUUGAAGUGGUCGUUGGUUGUCCAGUCAGCGAUUUUUGUUCAGCUGAUUAGCAAAACGUUGGUAUGUUGGUGCUUGAACCUGUACAUUUCAUGACACCAGUGUUCAGCUUUAUUGGAACAUCUGAUUCUGCUACUCAAUGGAUAUUUUAAGUUCCAAAUAAUAAAAGCCUUCAAUCACAACUGUAGAUUGUUCCUGUAGAAUGGCUGUCAGCAACACACUGACGAGUUCUGAGUUGUGGAACCAUCAGCUUCAAAAGAUUUUUGUAAACAUUUAUUUUUUUCAGUCAGAUGUCAAACAGCAGAGUUGCUGUGACACUUUGAGUUGUUACCAUACACACACAUUAUUCUGACCCCUCCCCUCUUUUAUCUGCCGCUACCCAUUUUAUAAUGGGAAAAAAAAACACUGUAAAGUAAUAAACUAUUUAUAAACA